UUCAUUGGUGUCAGGUGACUACUACCGGAAGUUGAGGCGGAUUAGCCUGUCCUAAAAAAAAAAGCUUCUUAGGUUCUGAAAACGGAAAGUCUUGUUUGUGCUUAAAGAAAUAAACGAUUACGUUUGGAACGAGGAAAUCUUAACACCUCAGUUGUUUUAGCUGCAAAUAAGUCAGUUAAUCAUGCCAUCGCUUUUAUUUUGCGGACCUAAACUUGCCGCAUGUGGUAUUGUGAUAAGUAUUUGGGGAGUCAUUAUGCUGGCAAUGCUGGGGAUUUUCUUCAGUGCCCACUCUGCUGUGUUGAUUGAGGACGUACCCUUCACAGAGGAUGACAUGCACAAUGACAAGAACCCACCUCAGACAAUCUAUGGACUAUAUAACCAGGUUGGCUUCAACUGCUUCAUAGCGGCAGGCAUUUACGUUGUAAUAGGAGGCAUAUCUCUCUGCCAGGUCCGACUCAACAAGCGUAAUGAAUACAUGGUGCACUAGACCCCCUACUGGACAGAAAUCAAAACUGCACCACCGCAGCCUGGAAAGCUGAAGUUCAAGCAUUUUGUGGUCUGUGUUCUGGAUCACUUAGGUUAGUGGGCCAGAGCACAGGUUUCAGCUCCACCACAAAACUACUUUUUUUUUUUUUUUUCUUCUCUUUUUACUGUAACAAUUCUUCCAAAGGGCAGCAAGUACUACUGUUGUGAUCUUUCAGAAUACAAAUGCAUUUUUACAAUGGUGUAGUAGUCUUCUGGUUUUAAUCUUGAAUUGUAUUAAUGCUGCAUACCUUUUUACUGGACUAUCAUACACAUGGGCCAGUUACUAUUCAAUCCGAUAUAAAGUAAUGUGAAAUACUCCCCAGAUUAUUUAAAAUCCUGCACCCAUGAGGGGAAGAAGCAAGGUGAUCAUUCUGAUUUGAAAAUAUUGUAUAGACUUGGUGAAAAUGUAAUUCCCAGCUUCUUUGUGUUACUUUGUGGUUUUUACAUGACUGGAUGGACUUCAUAUAAAGAAAUGACGAGGUUAAAAUGCAUGCAUAGUUAAUUUGUGUUUCUGUGAGAUGUUUCAUUUUAACCAUGUUUUAUCCUGUCAACCUGGAGGGAUUUGUUUUGGAAGAUGUGAUAUGUGCAUACAUUUUUCUGUUUGUUUUACAAGAAUUGUCUCAUGUACAUACUCAAAAAGUUAAGUGUUAAUGUGGAAUACUGUAUUUUGGUUUUCAUAUUCUUUGCUGUAAAUGAAGAAUGACAGUGAGACAAGAACACAUGCACUGAAACUUUAUAUUUCGGAGGGAGUGUUUCAUGAAAACACUCCCUCCCUUCAAAUACUUUACAUAAAUGGGAUCAGCAUAAUUAUUUAAAUAAUGUGUUAUACAAUUGGAUGUAUUGACAGUACUGCUCCCUGCUAUCACUGAGUAAGUUGUGAAGGUGAAUUAAGUUAAAUUAUUGUACUCAAAUACACUGUAUAUUAUAAUAGUCUGUCACUGCCUUUCAACAAUCCCAUUAAAUGUCAAGAACCCCCAUGAAUAAAUAAGAAUGUCAUUUCCAUUUCACCAAAAAAAUUAGUCUUGUGCUGCCUUAGCCUAGAGGAUUAAUUUGUCAGGAGAUCUUAAGCAUGGUUCUCUAUUUGACAUUAAUCAUUAAAAAUCCAGCAACUGGAAUUGGAACAAA
This is a messenger RNA of Conger conger (European conger), 1650 nucleotides long. It is a transcript of the gene rnaseka, whose product is annotated as ribonuclease, RNase K a. The coding region runs from base 182 to 487 and encodes 101 amino acids. The record is from RefSeq and is a predicted model, not a curated record. NCBI's taxonomy places the organism in Eukaryota, Metazoa, Chordata, Actinopteri, Anguilliformes, Congridae. The transcript is spliced from 3 exons. Gene Ontology annotation, molecular function: RNA endonuclease activity.